Molecule: messenger RNA, 1641 nt
Organism: Rhodotorula toruloides NP11
Lineage: Eukaryota; Fungi; Basidiomycota; Microbotryomycetes; Sporidiobolales; Sporidiobolaceae
Exons: 1
Coding region: 1-1641 (546 amino acids)
Source: RefSeq, a predicted model, not a curated record
AUGUGUCUGCCAGCCCGAGAAGUGGCGAGUCCUCGCUCCACCGGACGACCCAUCUUCAUUGCGCCGAAGCAACGAAGUCCUUCAUCUCCCCUGCCGCCAGACUCGACGUCUCUCGCCGUAGCGCCUCCGCACGACUCGCCUUCACCUCGCACCUCGGUCUACUUGCCCGCCGAAGCGACCCUCACUCCCGCUCCCUUUUCUGCUCCCCUCGACUCGGCAGCGGGCGUCUUUCCCGGUCCUCCACCCAUUCCCUCACGUCAUCUCCUCGGUCGUAUCUCGCAAGACUUCGCUCGUCCGCCCAGCGAAACGCCUCUCUCCAUCCUUUGCGCCCAGCAAGCCGCCGAGCAGGAUACGAAGACCCGCUCAGCUUCGCGCCAGAGUAACCGCAACUCGCGCAUCUUGCCAGGCGCGACGCUUCUGAGCGACUGGGAGAGCCAGACGUUGACGAGGAGCAAGAGCGCGGGCGCAAUGUCCUCGGAGUGCAGAAGCAGGUUCCGGUUCAACCAGCUCACUCCGCCAGUCCCGAGACUCUCCUCGCCGAGCUCGGAUGACGCAAUGGCAGGGACGCUGCGACAACGACACUUGGUCAGCCCGGUCGUGACGCCGAAACUGGGCAGUCCGGAGGCGGAGCAGAUCGAGGCGCCAAGCAGUCCGCCGGUCGACUCGACGAAGAAGGAAGAGCAUCGAGGAAGGUCGUUGAGCGCUCUACUUGGACAGGCAAGAGCCAGCUUUGGGCUGCGAGGAUCGGUGUCGUCGAUGGAGGGUGCGGCAGGACAGCGGCGUCGGUCGAAGCUGUUCCCGCCGCAGUUCGAGGAGGUGCCAAUCACGCAUGCCAGGACGUCCGCCCAACCUCGAAGCAGCUACCCAAUCUCGCCCUCCUCGCCGAACACCCCUCCUCUCGGCUUCGACAGCUUCUCUUCCGCGGACUCAGCCGCGCCGCUCAGUCAGGAUCGACCAGAGUUGUUCAGCUUUGCCAACUACACCCUCUCGCCUGUUCCGCCACUCCAUCCUCGUCCAAGCGAUGCCUCAAUGCGGUCCAACUCGUCCUAUGCCACGGCCGGUCGCGCCGAACACUCUGCGGCUCCUCAGCCUCGACGACCCUCAACUACCGUCUUUGCCGAUCCUUGCCCACCUUCACUCCACGAUCCUUUCGCCAGCUUGCGGAAGAGCAAGUCUGUCGGCUCGCUUGUCUCGCCGCAGCCUCGCGUCUCGUCCUUGCAGGCAACGGCGACACCUAUCGGCGAGGGCUCGCCUCAUGUCUACGAUGAAUCUGAGCAGAGCGAUGACCGACCUGUCGGAAGUCCGCUGGGCGACCUCAUUGAGGAGCUGCGAGCGCGGCAGGCGGAGAUGAUGUCAGAAAGGGUGGCGUCGCCAAGUUGUCUGCAACAGCAGCUUGCGCAUGAGGAGGACGAAGAUGACGACAAGGAUGAGCGAGACGUGGACUCGCCCGUCGUCGGCCGACACGACUCGCACGACCGCUCGCUGCGCGAGUUCUCUUUCAGCAGUUCGCCCGGCAGCGAGCAUCCCUUCUCCUUGCACAGCUACCUCGACGGCAGUGCCAUCUCCCCGGCUCCGUUGUCUCUCGCUCCUUCACCUCUCCCCGGUUGCAAGUCGUCGGGCGACCCUUUCCUCCAGUCUUGA